CGACCAGGAAACCCCUAUACUGUCACCCGAAAGAGUGGUGUGAUGCCCAUCUAGACGUUCUUCGUGUUGAAGGACUGGAUAGAGAAUACCCUAUUGAUCAUGUCCUACGCUGUCCCGUUCGCCUCGCCCGUCAGAUUCGGAUCUAGUUGGAACAGAUUCCUCAUUCAGACGAGCGCAAGGGUUUCAUUAGCAACUUUAUGCUGGGGCUGCGCUAUAUUGUAGAACACCCUCGUAUCUAUAAGGAGUGCAGUGUGGAGCGUUCUGCUGCCGGCAGUUACUCCGAUUAUAUCCAUUAUUUAAGAGAAGAUAUUCAGAAAUACCCUAAGGAGCAGCGAGCAUCUUAGAUAAACGAGAAUUCCUUUGUGGAACCAACGUUAAAUCUCCAUUACAAUGCGGGAGGGAACCAGCAUAAACUUGCCCUAAAGUCUAAAUGGAUAAUAUAUGAUUUCCCUGACUACAGCGAUUACCCGUUCAGCUUUUUCCCGAUUGUCACUAUUCUUUGUAGGAACCACGAUGACUAUAGAAACUGAAGAAGAUCCCUUCCCACUGAACAAGAGAAGAAGAGGAUGGUCCAAUAGAGACGGGCCUCGAAACCAGCAGAAAUGGUCGCUCUUUUGAUUGCCAUGGCACAGUAACAGAGGACGAGAGUCGAGAGUGGAAACCAGGGAGCGACUCGAUGCUGCUCCGAUGCCGUGUGUUCCGUCUUAAUAUGGGUGACCAAUACCAGCGUCCGCUUCGUUCGAGGGCACGUCUCAUUGUCUUAUCUUGACAUGCUUGCGCAUCCAGCGAUGCCCGUUUCAGAGGCUUUCAAAUUGGAGAUGUCUCCUCCAAUGGAUAUGCUCAUGAUCCAUGACCAACGAUUAAUUUUCCUCUCCCUAACCGCUCUUCUAGACCAAUAUUUCCGAUCCUUCCGACCGGAAAACUGGGUGGGGCCGGUGCAGGGCCGUUAGUUACCAAUAAUUCCAUACCAGCGGCAGGGCUUUCAUUGUGGAAUUAGCUCCCUUAGCGAUGUUGUUUCAUGCAGAUAUAGGUAUCUACAUCAACAUUCGCCGUGGCGGGUGUCAGCCCCCGAGAAAUUCAAAUACAGGGGCCUACCACCAAUCAACCCUGGGCCUUACAGUCCUGGGAACUUGCAAAAUAGGCCAUCCACAACCAACCGAAUUUCGGGCGCUUAUGCAUGUUGGAAAUUCCAAAAUAGCAAAACAGAAACCCAUCGACGCUAAGCCUCAAUAUACCUGACAGCACAGCUUCUAAGAAGCUCGGGAUUUAGCUGUUUGAAGAUGACUUGACAGCAACAUCCUUUUUUCGUGAAACAUGCGUCCGAUCAAGGCACCCAUAACUCUCUGCACAUGGCCAGAGCCAGGUUGGAAGUAUUUUUCUUGGAGACUAUUGACUAACUCCCGAUGUACUCAGAUCAAGGCUCGCUUGGCUGAACGGAACGAUGACAAAAAAAUGGAGUGUGUCUGCAAAGGGCCGUCGAAAGAAAAAAUGCCGAUCUAGACCCCGUUGAGAUCUCUGAGGUAUUCUUAAUUUCUGCAGCUCAGCGAUCAAUUUUUCCUAAAGACGGCAACCUUUAGUCCCGAAUAUAUUCGUCACUUUUGCUCCCAACUCUUGUUAAAGAUAUCACCAGGUUCUGAGUAAAUAUAUGCCUGGUGCAUUGGCCUGGUCUUGUUCCAUGCGUAACGCUAUUGUGAACUGCGUAACGUCGAUCGACUUGUGGAUUCGAUACAAAAGACAAGCCUCAGGUUCCUCACAGAUGGCGAUAAAGGACAAAACCUGGAUGUUUUGGUUAGCCGGGAAUAUGACCUUUCGCGGGAUGGCGCUGCCGAGGCGGCCCAGCUCUUGCUUGCAAUGGGCAACUACCUGGAAAGCAACGGACCACGCCUCAAGGGUAUCCCACCAUGGUGCGCCGCAUAAGUACACGCGCCGGGUCAGGGCUCGGUCAGCUGGUCUGACCGGUAGUUGUUAGCGGUUCCUCAUUUUAUCACAAAGUCAAGCCUCCUGACAUCAACAUAUUUAUAGCCACUUUGUACCCAGCAGGACAGAGCAGCCAGGAAUCAUCCCUGUUAUGAAGCAGAAAACGGCUUCAGCAUUGUGUUUUCUCCUCCGUUUUGCGACAUGUUAUCGAUUCUUGUUGUGAUUUGAAAUUUUGCCACAUGGAUUCCAUUGUUUACCAUUAAUCUGAGAGUUUUGGAUAUCAU
Coccidioides immitis RS is the source of this 2201-nucleotide messenger RNA. RefSeq lists its product as uncharacterized. The record is from RefSeq and is a predicted model, not a curated record. The transcript is spliced from 5 exons. Bases 1646 to 1969 code for a protein of 107 amino acids. Lineage: Eukaryota; Fungi; Ascomycota; Eurotiomycetes; Onygenales; Onygenaceae.